Molecule: messenger RNA, 4267 nt
Organism: Nothoprocta perdicaria
Lineage: Eukaryota; Metazoa; Chordata; Aves; Tinamiformes; Tinamidae
Product: protein diaphanous homolog 1-like
Exons: 29
Coding region: 1-3693 (1230 amino acids)
Biological process (GO): actin filament polymerization; actin cytoskeleton organization
Cellular component (GO): actin filament; cytoplasm
Molecular function (GO): small GTPase binding; actin binding; microtubule binding
Source: RefSeq, a predicted model, not a curated record
AUGCCCACGGUCUCCAGCCGUGCUGCUCCUUCCGAGUCAUCGCCGGGCACCCGUCAUGGUUCGGGGAGAGCUGCUGUGGGGGUGAUGAGAGGGGUGGAGCCUCUUACCGGCCCCGAGGAGGCGGCGGCGGCGCCCGCCGACCCCAGCAAGUCCAAGAAAUUCUUGGAGCGAUUCACCAGUAUCAGGAAGAAGGAAAAGGAAAAGCCCAAUGCAGCUAAUAGGAAUUCCUCCACCUAUCUGGACAUCCCUGCUUCCGAACGGACACUUCAGGAAAUACCGGAUGAGGACGUGCUGGCACUUUUUGAGCAGAUGCUGCUCGAUAUGAACCUAAAUGAGGAGAAACAACAGCCUCUGAGGGAGAAAGACAUCCUCAUCAAGAGGGAGAUGGUGUCCCAGUACCUGCACACAUCUCAAGCUGGCAUGAACCAGAAGGAGAGCUCCAAGUCAGCCAUGAUGUAUAUCCAGGAACUGAAAUUAAACCUCAGGGACGCUCAGCUGCUCAACUGCCUGGAGUCACUGCGGGUGUCGCUGAACAACAACCCCGUCAGUUGGGUGCAAAACUUUGGCGCUGAAGGCCUCACCUGCCUUCUGGAUAUUUUGAAAGGACUCCAUGAGGAAAAAGAAGAAGCACCAGGUUCGUAUGACACCCGGAGCAGACACGAGAUCAUCCGGUGCCUCAAGGCCUUUAUGAACAACAAGUUUGGAAUCAAAACAAUGCUGGAUACGGAUGAAGGGAUCCUACUGCUUGCGAGAGCUGUUGACCCAAAAGUCCCUUCCAUGAUGAUAGAUGCUGUGAAGCUUCUGUCUGCCCUCUGUAUCCUGCCUCAGCCUGAAAGCAUGAACGAGCGGGUUCUGGAGGCGCUGACUGUACGAGCAGAAAUGGAUCAGGUGGAACGAUUCAAACCUUUGCUGGAUGGUCUGAAGAAUGACACCUCGGUGGCUCUGAAGGUGGCCUGUAUGCAGCUGAUCAAUGCCAUGAUCAGCUCUGCUGAUGAGCUCGACUUCCGAGUUCACAUUCGCAGUGAACUGAUGCGUUCUGGRCUGCAACAUAUCCUUAAGAAGCUGCAGAUGCUGGAGAAUGAAGAGCUGAAAGUGCAGCUGUCUAUAUUUGAAGAACUCGGUGAGGAAGACUCUGAGGACCUCAGGAACCGUCUAGAUGAGAUUCGCAUCGAAAUGGAUGAUUUCAGUGAAGUAUUCCAGAUUCUCCUCAACACAGUGAAGGAUUCCAAAGCAGAACCAUUUUUCCUCUCCAUCUUGCAGCACCUUUUACUUAUCCGCAAUGACUACGAAGCCAGACCUCAGUAUUAUAAGCUGAUUGAUGAAUGUGUCUCCCAGAUAGUUCUGUACAAGAACGGUGCCGAUCCUGACUUUAAAUGCAGGCGUCUUAAUGUAAACGUUGAGGGGUUGAUUGAUAACUUGAUUGAUCAAAACAAGGUGGAGAAAAGCGAGGCCAAAGCAGUGGAACUGGAGAAAAAGCUGAACUCRGAGCUGACGGCCCGGCAAGAGCUGCASGUUGAGAUGARGARGAUGGAGGGGGACUUGGARCAGMAACUCCYYGAURUGUCUCUSAAGAAGCAGAACUUGGAUGCGGAGAAGCAGCAAAUGAGUGUGGAGAAGCAGGAGCUGGAAAGCAAAGUGUCCCAGCUGAGUGAGGAGAUUGCUAAGCUGGAAAAGGAGCUUGAAGAUGCAAAGAGAGAGAAGGCUUCAUUCUCUUCUACCUUGCUUCCUUCACCUGAAGGCCAUCCAGGGAUCCUACAGCCUUCUCUCCCGGGUGCUCCUUCUGGGGCCAUCCCACCUCCUCCUCCUCUCCCGGGUGCUCCGUCUGGGAGCAUCCCACCACCUCCUCCUCUUCCUGGUGUUUCUUCUGUAGUCAUCCCACCUCCUCCUCCUCUCCCGGGUGCUCCGUCUGUGGGCAUCCCACCACCUCCUCCUCUCCCAGGUGGUCCGUCUGCGGGCAUCCCACCUCCUCCUCCUCUCCCGGGUGCUCCUUUUGGGGGCAUCCCACCUCCUCCUCCUCCUCCUUCUGGGGGCAUCCCGAUGCCCCCUCCACUUCCAGGCAUGGCUGGGGGCAUCCCUCCCCCACCUCCUCCUCCAGGAUGUCCUGGGAUCCCACCACCCCCACCAGGAAUGGGGGCACCUCCUCCUCCUCCUGCCUUUGGUGGCUGGGCACCUUGUGCAGCUCCUGCUCUUCCCUAUGGAUUAGCUCCAAAGAAGGCCUAUAAGCCAGAUGUGCAGCUGCGCAGAGCAAACUGGUCCAAGAUCGUGGCUGAAGACCUCUCUCAGGACUGUUUCUGGACCAAGGCUAAAGAAGAGCGGUUUGAGAGCGAGGAUCUCUUUGCCAGGCUGAUGCUGACCUUUUCUGCCCAAACCAAGUCCUCCAAGACCAAAAAAGAGCAGGAGGGYGGAGAGGAGAAAAAGACAACUCAGAAGAAAAAAGUCAAGGAGCUGAAAGUGCUGGAUUCCAAGACUGCRCAGAACCUAUCCAUUUUCCUGGGCUCUUUCCGCAUGCCCUAUGAAGAAAUCAAGACUGUCAUCCUGGAGGUGAAUGAAGCUGUGCUCACCGAGUCCAUGAUCCAGAACUUGAUCAAGCAAAUGCCAGAGCCAGAGCAGCUGAAGAUGCUCGCCGAACUGAAGGAUGAGUACAAUGACCUGGCAGAACCGGAGCAGUUUGGGGUUGUGAUUAGCUCAGUUUCUCGCCUUCGACCCCGGCUCAAUGCCAUCCUCUUCAAGCUGCAGUUCAAUGAACAGAUAGAGAACAUAAAGCCCGAGAUCGUUUCGGUGACGGCAGCUUGCGAAGAAGUGCGCAAGAGUGAGAGUUUCUCCGGCCUCCUGGAGUUCAUUCUGCUCGUGGGCAACUUCAUGAACGCCGGUUCCCGGAAUGCCGGGGCCUUUGGAUUCAACAUCAGCUUUCUCUGCAAGCUCCGAGACACGAAGUCCUCGGAUCAGAAGCUGACGCUGCUGCACUUCGUGGCUGAACAGUGUGAACAGUCCUACCCCAACCUGCUGACGUUUCCCGACGAGCUCAUCCACGUGGAGAAGGCCAGCCGAGUGUCUGCUGAGAAUUUGCAGAAAAACUUGGACAUGAUGAGGAAACAAAUUUCCGACGUGGAGCGCGACAUUGAGAAUUUUCCAGUUACUACUGAUGAAAAGGACAAAUUUGUGGAAAAAAUGACCAGCUUCGUUAAGGAUGCCAAGGAGCAGUACGACAAGCUGCGUAUGAUGCACUCAAACAUGGAAAACCUCUUUAAGGAGCUAGGCCAGUACUUCCUGUUUGACCCCAAGAAAACCUCUAUGGAGGACUUCUUCAUGGAUCUGAGCAACUUCAAAAAUGCAUUCCUGCAAGCUGUCAAGGAUAACCAGAAGCGGCGCGAAACGGAAGAGAAGAUGCGCCGAGCGAAACUGGCCAAGGAGAAGGCUGAGAAGGAACGGCUGGAGAAGCAGCAGAAGAGGGAGCAGCUGAUAGACAUGAAUGCAGAGGGUGACGAGACAGGAGUGAUGGACAGUCUGCUGGAGGCUUUGCAGUCGGGGGACGCGUUCCGCAGGAAGAGGGAGUCGCGAAAAAGAAAGCGAAAAAAUGGCUGUGUUCUCACCUCUACGUUAGUUUCCGAGCUGCUGAAGGAAGAGGACGUGAGUACAGUACCGAGCCUGGGGCUCAAGAACAAGGAGAAGGCAGCAGAGGGGAGGGGUCCCUAAGGGAACCCAGAAGAGCAAUAGCCACUUGAGCUAGACUUUGGGCCCUGCCCUAGGGCUGAAUCCUGCAGAAAAGCGCUUGACAGAGGAAGCAAAAUACACUGGAUGAUUCUGGAAAUCUGUGUAUGGGCCUGAGGGGUAACUGAGUUUCCUUCUUGCUCCUGGGGCUGCUUGUGCCAGCUUUGAGCCUUUUGUUCUCGCUCUAGCUCUCCCCUCCAGCCUUCGGCRUCGCCUCCGUGGAGAGGCGAGCGGCCUGGGCACAACGAGGCCCCGGCAGGGAGGGUAGAGCCACCGCCCCACCUACACCCGUCUCCACGUUGGGGUGCCAAAGCAGGGACCUUAAAAGCUGCCUUAACCCCGACUGCUGUAGUCUCUGUUACUUUGGGACGUGCUGAUGAGCCGGACCUGCCAAAGCUCCGUGGCUCCAGGGGAUCCUCCUGUAGCAGUCCGGGAGGCUCCCAGCCGCUUCCUUCCUCGCCUCUCUGCAGGAGGGAACCCUGUAGGUCAACUGAGCUGGACUUCGACUCCUGCAGAUGCUGUCGUGUCCUCGUACCAGCACCUUCUGUGCCCUCAUCCC